ACACGUUGUUGAACACUUUUAUUGAUUCGAGCCCCAGUUUCAGUGCGUUUCGCGGCAGGAUUGAACUGUAACAAAAGUGCAACAUUUUCAGACUUUUAGCGCUUUUAUUGAAUUAAAAUCACGUCUUCUGUUCUCAAGAGGAAGAUUACAGGUUUGCCGCCAUGUGGAUCCAGGUGCGCACUAUGGAUGGCAAGGAGACCCAUCGGGUCGACUCCCUGUCCAAGCUCACCAAGGUGGACGAGCUGCGUGUGAAGAUCGCCGAGCUCUUCAACGUCGAACCCGAGAGGCAGCGACUCUUCUACAGGGGCAAACAGAUGGAAGACGGUCACACGCUCUUCGACUAUAAUGUUGGCUUGAACGACAUUGUGCAACUUCUGGUGCGUCAGGCGCUCCCAGCAGCGGCGCUGCCGAAGGACAAAGAAGCCGAGCUCUCUGACUCCGACUCCGGCUGCGGAUCGGCCCAGAGCGAGUCCGAUAAGGGCUCCACGCAUGGCGAGAGCGACGGACAGGGCGCCGGGACCUCGGGCCAGACCGACACGCCGGACCUCAUCGACCCGGGCUUUGGCUUUUACAAGAUAAAUGAGUUCGUGGACGCUCGAGACUUGAACAUGGGCGCCUGGUUUGAGGCGCAGAUUGUCAACGUGACCAAAACGGCAAAAUCUUCAGAUGAAGACGGAGGCACUGAUGGGGAAGAGGAGAUCCUUUACCACGUCAAAUACGAAGAUUACCCCGAGAACGGCGUGGUGCAGCUGCGCGGGAAAGACGUGCGUCCGCGGGCGCGCACCGUCUACCAGUGGCACCAGCUGGAGCAGGGCAUGAUCGUGAUGGUGAACUACAACCCCGACGAGCCCAAGGAGCGCGGCUACUGGUACGACGCCGAGAUCCAGAGGAAGAGGGAGACGCGCACUCAACGCGAGGUUUACGGCAAGAUCCUGCUCGGAGAUGCUGGUGAUUCUCUCAAUGACUGUCGCAUCAUGUUCGUAACCGAGAUCUACAAGAUCGAGGAGCCAGGAAAUUCGGAGGGCCCAGGAGCCUCUUCUGACAGCCCUCUCAAGAGGUCAAACGGGCCCGAGUGCAAGGUUUGCAAAGACGACCCCAAGAAGAACUGCCGCAUGUGCAACUGUCACGUGUGCGGCGUCAAGCAGGAUCCCGACAAACAGCUGCUGUGCGACGAAUGCGACAUGGCGUUUCACACCUACUGCCUGAACCCGCCGCUCACCACCAUCCCCGCCGACGAGGACUGGUAUUGUCCUGAAUGCCGUAACGACGCCAGCGAGGUGGUUCUGGCCGGAGAGAAGCUGAAGGAAAGCAAGAAGAAGGCCAAGAUGGCGUCGGCGAGCUCGUCCAGUCAGAGGGAUUGGGGGAAGGGUAUGGCGUGUGUCGGACGCACUAAACAGUGCACCAUCGUUCCCUCCAACCAUUAUGGUCCCGUUCCUGGAGUCCCAGUGGGAACGCUCUGGAAGUUUAGAGUGCAGGUGAGUGAAUCUGGCGUUCACAGGCCUCACGUCGCCGGCAUUCACGGCAGAAGUAACGACGGCGCUUAUUCUCUGGUUCUCGCCGGAGGUUACGAAGACGAUGUGGAUGACGGUAACGAGUUCACUUACACGGGCUCCGGGGGUCGCGACCUCUCAGGAAACAAGAGGACGGCCGAGCAGUCUUGCGAUCAGAAGCUCACCAACAUGAACAGGGCUCUCGCUUUGAACUGUAACGCGGCGGUGAACGAGAAGGAAGGCGCAGAGGCCAAAGACUGGAAGGCCGGGAAACCCGUGAGAGUCGUGCGCAGCUCCAAAGGACGCAAACACAGCAAAUACUGUCCUGAAGACGGCAAUCGAUACGACGGCAUUUACAAGGUGGUGAAGUAUUGGCCAGAAAAGGGCAAGUCCGGUUUCCUCGUCUGGAGAUAUUUGCUAAAACGAAAUGACGACGAACCGGCGCCGUGGACCCGUGACGGAAAAGAGCGCAUUAAGAAACUUGGGCUCACCAUGCAGUAUCCUGAAGGUUAUCUGGAAGCAGUGGCUGCGAAAGAAAAGGAGAAAGAGAACAAAAACGAGGAAGAAGUUGAUGAAACGCCCACUAAAGGCAAGAGGAAGAGGAAAUCCCAGACCGUGGAAGAAAAGAGUUCUCCGGCCAAAAGCACGCCUAAGAAGAUGAAGGUGGAGGCGUACAAACUGAGCAAAGAGCAGAAGGCCUUGAUCAAGGAUGAUGAGCUCAACAAGAAGCUGUGGGACGAAGCCAUGGAGUCUCUGAACCUCGGACCUCGCUUCAUCAACAAAGUGGAGGAAGUUUUCCUGUGCAUCUGCUGUCAAGAAGUCGUCUAUCAGCCCAUCACCACAGAAUGCCAACACAACGUCUGCAGGGAAUGCCUUCAACGAUCUUUUAAAGCCGAGGUCUACACCUGUCCGGCUUGCCGACACGACCUGGGCAAAAACUACCAAAUGACGGUGAACAAACCUCUCCAAGCCAUCCUCACCCAGCUCUUCCCCGGAUACAGCAGCGGCCGGUGUUGACGCUGACGCCGUCGGCACGGCGCGACAAUUUCACAACCGAAACUUGGAUUUUGUUGUUUUUUUUAAAUCUAUUUAACAAAUGCUUCAGGUUAUAGGAUUGAUGGAAUCACCUCCUUGAUUGAACACCGCUACUUGAUUUGGCCCUGUUUUGUGAUCUUGCCUCUAUCUGUACGUUGUAGCUUUUUCUCUGCUGAAUUGCGAUCUACGUAUUUACGAGUAAAGUGAUUCUAGUCGUGUUUUUAGCUAUAGCCGCCUCAAGUGACGUAACGUUGCCUCCUUGUACCCUACACCAGCACAAUGAACUACAGCUAUGCACAAUUACGACGUUCGUUGAUCAUUUUUCGCAGCAGUUUGUCAUUACGAUGAUUUGUACGAAAACGCUGGCUCUAGAAUCCCGUUAAAACAAUCCCAUUGCUUCAUAAGUGCGUUUGACAUUUUUACUGUACCAUCAUUAGCGCUAACUAAAUUUAAUGAACGUUAAUAUGCCAUCAAAUUUAAUGUUAAGACUUUGUACGAAUGCUGUUUAGAAUGGUUGCCCUUAUGGUGCUGUAGCAGUAGCGUUUUUUUACCAUUGUUAACGUUAACUAAAUUUAAAUGAACUAUCUAUGCACUAUUACGAUGUUUGUUAAUUUUUCACAAGCAGUAAUUUGUCAUUACGAUGAUUUGUCCGAAAGCACUGGCUGUAGAAUCCCAUUACAACGAUCCCAUUGCGUUACGAUCGGUUGUACCAAUGCUAAUGCUAACUAUAUGAAAUAGCUACGCUGUAUUAUAUUUGUGACGCUAAUAUUCCAACAACUUUCUUGUCGUUAACCAGCCUUCGUACAAAUGUUAAGAUCUGUGAGUGCCGUAGCAGUAACAGUUUUACUGUACCAUCGUUAGCGUUAAUUAAACGCUACGUUUACGACAUUGGCUAAUGACGUUGAUGUUUUUUUGCGAACAGGAAUGUGACAUUACGGUAAUUUGUACGAAAGCACUGGCUCUAGAAUCCUGUUAAAACCAUCCAGUCACAUUGUGAUCGGUGCGUUUGACGUUUUUACUGUCCCAUCAUUAGCGCUAGCUAAAUGUAACUUUUACAUUUAAAUUGCACUAGCUAUGCGCUAUUAUGAUGUUUGCGAUGCUAAUAUCCCAACGGGUUUUUCCAUAAUUUUUGACGUUAACAAGUCUUCGUACGAUUGUUAACAUCCAUGAGUUUAAGGUGCUGCAGCAGUAAUAUUUUUACUGUACCAUCGUUUGCGCUUGCUAAAUUUAAACCAGCUAGCUAUGUACUAUUACGACUUUUGCGACGCUAAUAUCCCAUCAGGUUUUUCCAUCAUUUAUGCCAUUAAGCCUUCGUACAAAUGUUAACAUCCAACAGGUUUAAGGUGCUGUAGCUGUAAUGUUUUUACUGUACCAUCGUUAACGCUAAAUAAAUUCAAAUUAACUAGCUAUGCGCUAUUACGAUGUUUGCGGUGCUAAUAUCCCAUCAGGUUUUUCCAUCAGUUAUGACAUUAAGCCUUCGUACGAAUGUUAACAUCCAACAGGUUUAAGGUGCUGUAGCUGUAAUGUUUUUACUGUACCAUCGUUAGCGCUAAAUAAAUUCAAAUUAACUAGCUAUGCGCUAUUACGAUGUUUGUGGUGCUAAUAUCCCAUCAGGUUUUUCCAUCAGUUAUGACAUUAAGCCUUCGUACGAAUGUUAACAUUCAGCAUUUUAAGGUGCUGUAGCUGUAACGUUUUCACUGUACUAUCAUUAGCGCUAGCUAAAUUUAAACAAACUAGCUAUGCACUAUUACAGCGUUUACGAUGCUAAUGUCACACUAGAUUUUUCGUCACUUAUGUCGGUGAGCCUUUGUACAAAUGUUAACCAAGAGCUUAAGGUGCUGUAGCUGUAAUGUUUUUACUGUACCAUCGUUAGCGCAAACUAAAUGUGAACGAACUAGCUAUGCACUUACAAUGUUUGCGACGUAAAUCGUAAUUUUUCGCCAGCGUUUUUUCGUCAUUUAUGAUGUUGACAAGACUUCGUACAAAUGCUAUUAAGAUCCGUGAGUUUAAGAUGCCGUAGCUUUACUAGCGCACAAAAACGUUUGUUGACUUCUUGGCUUUAUUAAAUCUUUUUAUUAUACUGCCGUUAUUGGUAACUAACUAAAUUUAAUCAAAAAAUCUAUUCAUUUUUAACCUAAUAGUAAUUUACGUAAAAGCGCUACAUUCAUUGAACGUAUUUUUUUGUCCUCGUCCAUUUUGAUAAGCAAAUAAAUUUUAAUACGCUCUGAAAUGAAUAGAUAUUAUCCCUCUUUUUUUCAUUUCGUUUAUUUGCUUCGCUGUUUAACUGCUGUAUGUGCUUUAGAAAUGGCGUGUCAUAUUUUUUUUUUUUUUUUUUUUCCUCACUAACUUCUGCCGUUAUGCAAACAGUGGUCACGCGCGUAGAACUGAUCCGCGGUCUGCAUAUUGGGUGCUGUUUUGAGUCGAUCCCGGAUCCGGUUUUAAGCGCUCCUGGUCUGCCUUGAUUUAUCGAAGGUUUUCGAGGGAAAUCCUCAAACCGUUUUCCGCACAAAUCCGACAGUCUCUCAUUCAGGAAGUAUUUAAUUGUAUCGUCUUUUUCGCCCGUUGACGUUCUUUGCUUGUUGUAAGAGUUAUUAUAGAAUUUGCUAAAUAAAAUGCCUAAGGCUGCAGAUAAUUACCUUUUGUUUUAUUAUUUGUUUUCCUUAGUUAUACCUCAGCUAUUUCUAAUAUUUGCUAGACUGGAGCUGUAUAUUCUGAAAUUUGAAAUUGUAUAUUUUUAGCACUUGUAUUUAGCCAUUUUAUGUAGUGGUUGGUGCAUAGCUAUUUUCUUGCACUGGAGUAAGUGCUAUAUUUUUCAAUAAACUGUAUUGAACUUUUAUAUAAAAUAAAACCCUGUGUGUGG
Labeo rohita (rohu) is the source of this 5385-nucleotide messenger RNA. It is a transcript of the gene uhrf1, whose product is annotated as ubiquitin-like with PHD and ring finger domains 1. Lineage: Eukaryota; Metazoa; Chordata; Actinopteri; Cypriniformes; Cyprinidae. Bases 162 to 2507 code for a protein of 781 amino acids. The transcript is spliced from 17 exons. Gene Ontology annotation, biological process: negative regulation of gene expression via chromosomal CpG island methylation. The record is from RefSeq and is a predicted model, not a curated record. Gene Ontology annotation, molecular function: ubiquitin protein ligase activity; protein binding.